AUGACUUUCUCUAAUAACCUUCAUUGCGUAUUGAUAUUUAUGAUCAUCUCAUAUCUUACUCUUAUUCUUUUUGCAUCAGCGUUAGAUGUCUCAACCACUGAAGCGGACGCACCAGCACCAGGAUCAGGCCACGACGGCCUGUUACCUCUAGCACCUAAGCAUGUUGUAAUCCAUAACGUUGUAGAGAACGGGCAAGUUCUGAACGUACAUUGCAAGUCUAGUGAGGAUGAUUUGGGGAUGAUCCGUAUCCCUUGGGAUAAGUACUGGAGUUUCAGAUUUCAUGUUAACAUUUGGAAAAGCACGAGGUUUCGUUGCCAUUUUACGUGGUAUGGAGGCGGAUCUCAUUAUUUUGAUAUCUUUACAGUAGCAAGAGAUGAUACUCCAUCUGGAGAGACUCCAGUGUGUAGAGAAUGCAUUUGGGAGGUGGGAAAAGAGUCCAAAGACGAGAAAACUCCUAUGUGUCGUAUAGAUGGUGAUGGAUUAACUCGUUACUGUUUCGAAUGGGACGAUUAA
Molecule: messenger RNA, 513 nt
Organism: Eruca vesicaria subsp. sativa (arugula)
Lineage: Eukaryota; Viridiplantae; Streptophyta; Magnoliopsida; Brassicales; Brassicaceae
Source: the annotation of a GenBank genome assembly